Molecule: messenger RNA, 3788 nt
Organism: Stegastes partitus (bicolor damselfish)
Lineage: Eukaryota; Metazoa; Chordata; Actinopteri; Pomacentridae
Product: pleckstrin homology-like domain family B member 2
Exons: 19
Biological process (GO): regulation of microtubule cytoskeleton organization
Cellular component (GO): basal cortex
Molecular function (GO): protein binding
Source: RefSeq, a predicted model, not a curated record
GUCUUUCCUAGACAUCCACAGGUUGCCCAUGCUGCACGGGGAAUGUAUCCGCUGUCAAGACAGAGACUGUGAUCACAACAAAGGCAGAAAUAGCACAAUAUUUUGGGGGAGUUUGGUCAGAGGACACAAUUCUCGAUUUUGGAGCCGCUGCGUAAUUGCGCCCUUUUCUGCAUGAUGACAGAAGUGGCCAGUCCCGCUUCAAUAAUGGAAUCUGAGAUGAUGUUCCAACCGGAGUCAGAUCAGAUGUCUCCAGUUGAACCCAAGUCUCCACCCCUGGACUUGAUCGACACGGGGAAGGGGUUAAAGGUCCAGACGGCUACGCCUCAUCUGGUUAGCCUGGGUAGUGGGAGGCUGAGUGUGGCUAUCACCCUGCUGCCACUGAAAGAAGGGGUAACCCGUAUAGGCAGAGAUGAUGCUCCAGUUCCUCAAGAUAUCACAAUAGAGGGGCCUGGCAUUGAGUCGGAGCACUGCCUCAUCAUCAAUGAAGGAGGGGUGGUGACCCUGGACCCCUGUGGUCACCUCUGCAGUCUGGAUGGAGCCCAGGUCACUGUGCCCACGCCGCUCACACAGGGUUACUCCCUGUGUCUGGGUAAGUCCUAUUUCUUCCGGUUCAACCAUCCUGAAGAGGCCAGCAGAAUGAAGAGCAUGCUUCCACAAAAGAGCCAUGUGUCCGCUCUAGCCUACAACACAGAUUACCUGAAGUUUAGCAGUGAUUAUAGCCAUGCAGUGGUGGGGGGAACUAGUAGUGCGAGGGGCAUGCGGUCAGCCUCUGAGCUACGAGACUUGAUGGACACCCUGCAACGCAAGAAAAUUGCCCUGGAAAACAGCCUGAGAGCCAAUGGGAAUGCUAACCCCUCCUACUUCAGUGUCACACAGUCUCCACCCACCACACCUGUCUCGACUCCUGCCACAUCCUCAUCAGCUUAUCAGGAACAGGCAAGGCGUUUCUACAGCUCAGAUCGUCCACCUAAGUCUGCUUCACCUCUUUCCCCUGGAAGACGAUCUGACCCCUCUUCUUCUCUGACUUCCCGCACAUCUGUUGGCCGCAGUCAGGACAGCUUUGGCUUCAGCGAUAGCCGACGACUGCACAACCAAGGCUCCUCUCCGUUACUGUCCACAUGGAAUGGUGGAGGCUCUUCCAGUUCUGUUGCUGCUAGUGAUAGCUUUCUUCUCUCUCCUCCUCCUUCCUCUUCCUCGUCCCGCACUCCAUCAGCAGGGGGCGCGGUCAGCAUGCCCUCAAGUCCCCGUCUAGGCCGCCGUACCUAUGGGAACCAAGAGCCGUCGCCCAGCGGUCGAACCAGGAAAUACUCAGCGGGCUCACUUAUUGGGAUGACGGGAGGAGGGCAUAGUCGCUCGCUACCACGUCUCUGUCCCUCCCCUUCUCCCCGUGACAAUAACAAUGGAGUGCUGACUUUGUCAACGCUGCCUCCACGACGGUCAGACGUUGCUGGGGGUUACCGAGUUAGCAGAGAUCACUACAGCCAGAAUGCCAGCACUGACCUCAACCAUAAUUCCAGUAGCUCCAGCCAACAAGCCUUGAACAGGAACCAAAUCCAGACCACAACUCAGGGUGAAGGUGUUGUGUCUAUCUCCCUCUCCACCCCUAAAAUCGCACCCUCCACCACCCACACCAUCUCUUCCACAACUGCCCCACCAGAUGUGACAAUCCCAUCCAGGGCAGGGGGCUCCUCUUCUCCUCGUGUUGCUAAAAAACUCAGCCUGACUUCCACUAGCUCACUGGGCUCUGUCAGCACCACAAGUUCCAGCCCUCCAGAUCCAGAACGGCUAGCUGGCCAUGGAGUCUCCUCAGGGAUAGAUGGGUCUUUGGGGGAGAGGGAGAAACGAGCAGUAGGCCUUGAGCUCACUGGCACCCUGGGCAUGGGACUCGGAGAGAGGAGGACUUCUUUUGGAAAGGCAGGGCUGGAACCAGGAAUAGGUCUGGGGGAGAGGAGGCAGUCAUUUGGAAAGGCAGGGGUGACCCCACCAGGGGGUUUUAGGGAAAGAAGGGGGAGUAUCAGCUCACUGAGUGGGAAGGAAGAAUUGACUGAUUAUCACCAACGGCAAAAAGAGGAGAGACUCCGCGAGCAGGAGGUGGAGAGACUGGAGCGUCAACGGCUAGAGACCAUCUUGUCUCUUUGUUCUGAGCUGGGCCGGACUGAAAGGGAUGGAGGAGGCACAGCUACAAGUCCCACUUCUGCUGUGGCCGACCUCCAAAAGAUCAACCAGGAGCUUGAGAAGCUUCAACUGAAUGAUGACGAUGAUGACACACCAUCUGUCUUUUCGGACUGUUCGGCUCUUAAUGGAUCGAUGGGGAAUGGACACAUGACCUCCCCUGGAUCAGAAAAUGGUUACUAUGAUGAUGAUCUCCAGGUACGACGGAGGCGCAGUAGUGGUCAAAGAGACAACAGGGCAGAAUCACCUGCUAUCAGUCUACGAAGCUUUGCCCCCUCACCUUCUCCACGUGGACUGAGGAUGAAUGAGGUUCUAAAUGAUGCGGCUCGCCGCCGUGGACAGGACAUGAUGCCUUCAGAGGAGGAAGUGAGGCGCGUGGAAGAAGAGAGGAUCCAAGUGCUGAACAACAUGGAGGAGCUGGAACAAAAAAUCAAAGAGCUGGACAACCAAAUGGACGAAUCUUCCCGAGAGGUGGAGGUGGAGCGAGCUCUGGUUGAGGCUGAGCAGGAGUCUGAGGUAGCUGCACUUCAGCAGGAAAAAGAUGCUUUGGAGGCACUUCACAACAAGAUGGCUGACCUGGAGACCAAGUCCCAGCAGGAAAAAGAAAAGGCGUGUGAGUUGCUGCAGGCAGAAAGGGGCAGAGUAGAGAGGUUGGCUCAGAUUGUGUGUGAGCAGCGCUCCCAGCUGGACAGCUGCCCUGAAGCUACCAAGGAGCCCCUGCAGGAGCAGCUAGCCAGGGACUGCGAGGUACUUGAGGCAGAGACUAAACGAUUUGAGGACCUGGAGUUUCAGCAGCUUGAGAAAGAGAGCAGGCAGGAUGAGGAGAAGGAGACACACACACAACAGCUUCUCCGGGAGAUCGCAGACUACCAGCGCAGCACUGUCACUCGCAAGGAGCGACUGUUAACUCUGAAGAAACAAGCGACGCAGAUUACUCAGCAGGCUCAGCGAGAAAAGGAAAGCUUCUUGAAAGAAAGGACCAACCUUGAAUCAAUGCUGCAAAGGGAGAAAGAAAGCCUUGCCUCACUGGAAAGAAAAUACGCUGACCUCACUGGUGGCCGGAGUUUCACUCUGAGAGAGGGCUAUGUCACAGUCAGUGAAAUCAAUGAGCUUUACUCACAGCUUGGGCAGGACCCUAAAUCUGCCCCUUCCAAAGCCUCCACUGAGUCCAAGGUAAACCCUUCCCCUGAUGACGACACCCCCAAACCGACGGAGGAUGAGCAUUUCCGUUUGCUGGAGGAGAGGAAGCGGUCUGAGAAAGACGGUGGGUCACAAUUAAGUGAUACAUUACCCCGAAAGAAAACUGCACCGAGCAUGAACCCCCAGUUUACGUGUGCAACACUCGGACGCAGCUUCCCUUCCAAGUCCCAUCAGCCGCUGGUACAGAGUACAAGUUGUGGCAGCAUACUUCCAAGAAUUUUCUCCUUAUCCAACAAGGAAAGUGAUUCUCGACGUCUGCAUAAAGGUCAGCCGAGCUCCCGAGCAGCCUCGCAGACCAACGUCUACCUCGAUGCCUUCGGGUACCGUGACAACCAGGCCUUUGACACAAUGAGUGUGGAUAGCAGUGACUCCAUUGAAACCAGCAUCUCUGCUUGCUCACCUGACAAUGUCUCCAG